AUGUUUGCGAGGCCUUUGUUACUUCUAUUGUUUAUACCAGGCGUGCCGGCAAUUUUGGGAUUGAGUUGGGACCAUUUUUGGUGGUUUUGUCAUUUUGACGACGACAACUACGUGAACGUGCCGAAAUUGGUGAAACUUCUGGGACGUUACGAUCCCCAAGAAAACGUUUACUUGGGUAAACCUUCUAUCCCUGCCCCGUUGGAGAUCCCCGGGAAGGAUCCUUCCUCGGUAAGUGCAUUUCUCCACCUCAUU
Messenger RNA from Notodromas monacha, 252 nucleotides. NCBI's taxonomy places the organism in Eukaryota, Metazoa, Arthropoda, Ostracoda, Podocopida, Cyprididae. The record is from the annotation of a GenBank genome assembly.